This is a messenger RNA of Brettanomyces bruxellensis, 636 nucleotides long. Its product is annotated as Accumulation of DYads. Bases 1 to 636 code for a protein of 211 amino acids. The transcript has a single exon. NCBI's taxonomy places the organism in Eukaryota, Fungi, Ascomycota, Pichiomycetes, Pichiales, Pichiaceae. Gene Ontology annotation, molecular function: acetate transmembrane transporter activity. The record is from RefSeq and is a predicted model, not a curated record. Gene Ontology annotation, cellular component: plasma membrane.
AUGGUGAAAGACGAACCACACCAUAUCAACUAUGAUGAUCACAGAAUUCAUUUCGGUAAUGCAGGGCCAAUGGGAUUAAGCGCUUUUGCACUUACUACCUUUGUCCUUUCAUUGGUCAACUGCCAGGCAAGAAGUGUAAAGACCUCUAACAUUGUUAUAGGUCUUGCCGCCUUUUACGGUGGUCUAGUUCAGCUUCUUGCCGGAAUGUGGGAGCUGAUUAACGAUCAUACUUUUAACGCUCUUGCACUCUCAUCAUACGCCGGUUUCUGGAUGAGUUUUGCCGCAAUUUCUAUUCCUUGGUUCCACAUUGCUGAUGCAUACGCCUCCGAGACAGAAUUGAACCAAGCUAUUGGAUUAUACCUUCUUGGAUGGAUGAUAUUCACUUAUGGACUCUGCUUGGUUACUAUAAAAUCAACGGUGAUGUUCUUUGGUUUAUUCUUUAUGCUUGGAAACACAUUUUUGUUGCUCGCAAUUGGCUCGUUCGCUGAGUCAGCAAGUACAACUAAAGCUGGUGGUGUUGUUGGCGUUAUUACUGCAUUUAUCGCAUGGUAUGUUGCGUAUGCCGGUGUUUCUAACAGAAGCAAUUCAUAUUUGGUUGUAAAACCAAUUCCAAUACCAGUUUUUGGUCAUAAUUAA